AAUCUAGGCAAAUAUGUGUACCGCUGCCCUGAGUCUGUAAAAAAGUGGCUUCAACAGAUAAAGGAUGCUGGGAAAAUUACUAUGUUGAUCACUAGUUCUCACAGUGAUUACUGUAAACUUCUUGGCAGUUACAUCCUCGGGAAAGACUUUGCAGACCUUUUUGACAUUGUGAUUACAAACGCAUUAAAGCCAGGAUUCUUCUCACAUUUCCCAAACCAGAGGUCUUUCUACACGCUCGAGAAUGAUGAGGAGAAGGAUGAACUGCCAUCUCUGGAUAAGCCCGGCUGGUACUCCCAAGGGAACGCUGUCCACCUUUAUGAGCUUCUGAAGAAAAUGACCAGCAAGCCUGAACCAAAGGUGGUUUACUUUGGUGACAGCAUGCAUUCAGACAUUUUCCCAGCCCAUCACUAUACUAACUGGGAGACAGUCCUUAUUCUUGAGGAGCUUCAGGGGCAAGAAAUGGAGAAGCCUGAGGAAGCAGAGCCUCUGGAGAAAAGAGGAAAAUAUGAGGGACCAAAGGUAAAGCCCUUAAAUUGCUUAUCUAAUAAAUGGGGCUCAUACUUUAUCGACUCAGUCUCGAGACGGGGAAAUGCAGAAGACUCCUUGGUUUAUACCUGGUCCUCUAAGAGAAUCAGCACCUACAGUACGAUUGCAAUCCCAAACAUUGAAUCUAUUGCAGAGUUACCCCUGGACUACAAAUUUACGAGAUUCUCUGCAAACAAUUCAAAAACAUCUGGUUACUAUCCCUUGGUCCAUUAUACCUUGGCUUCUCAAAACACAGACAGCAAAAUAAUCUCUACUUAAAAAUGAACCAACCAUAUGUACAGUAGACAUACUGUUUAAAAAAGUUAAUUUUCCACAGCAAUGCAGAUGUUUUAUAAGAACAAUUUUUCAAUGAAAAUUGACCAAAUGGAUAUUUGUCAAUAUGUCUUUUUAAAAUAUAAGUAAUUUUAUAUAAAUCAUUUUAAUGUUUAACAGUUCUUGUUAUAGUAAUAUUUUUAGUAUCCUAGACUAAAAGAGGACAUGACGUAUUUUCUAUACUGGUAGUUUUGAGGAUUCUCCCAAGAUGAUCAUUGUACAUUAUCAAUACAUGCAAGUGUGUAUUUGUACAUCUACCUGGUUCAGCAGUUUCCUAAACCUGAUCCUCAGACUAAUAGCAGAGCAACACAGAACUGGAAAAUGCAAAUCUGAAUGCUUCAUUCCAAACCUUCUGAAACAGAAACUUUGGGAGUGACGUCAACAAUGACUUUUAAGCAAGCUCUCCAUAAAUCUGAUGCUGUAUUAUAAUUUGAGACCUAGUAAGUAAACCCUGUGAUGAGUCUUCAUACUUUUAAUUGAAAGUGUAAGCUGAAUUGAUAACACCAGAGGCUAGGGAAAAUAGGUCACUGUUCCAAGUUAUUAGGCUUUUUGCUAGUUCCUUUUCCCCCAUAACACAUAAAGAAACAUGAUUUCUUAAGAUAACAUAACCCCAUUUUUUAGUUAAAUUUAUACCUAUUAAACUUAAGUUCCAGCUUUGUCCAGGGGAAGGGAGCAGAAAGAAGCACUCGACAAUUGUAUAGGUACACGUCAGGUCAAAAGAUGUUGUGUUCCGUGAGGUUUUGAUUAGUUAACAUGUGCACCAGACCAUGUUUACACAAGAUGUUUAGAUUCAGUUGAUGUUUAUAAGUCCCUGGGUCUUCUUCUGCCUAUUAACUUCACUGUCCAUAGUGGACAGGAUUAGAAAACUUUAUCAUCUUUUUCUUGGAACUUAGCAUAUGAAAAACUAUUUUCUUAAAAUUUACAAAUAUUCCAAUAAAUCCCAACUGUACUAUGAGGAUGUAUUUCUCAGGGUAAUUAAAAAGGAUACAGAACUUAUUUCUUUAUUUUCAGUAUCUUUGAUGUUGAUUAAUCAGAAUACAUAUACAGAGAUAUAUUUGAUACCCAAAAUGUCAUUAGAGUGUUAUGAUGAGCACACACAAUCAACUUAGGGCCAAAUAAAAGAUAACUAUCGUAUGCUUUAAGUAGAGAUUUCACUUUGCUUUAAAAUAAAGUUAUUUUUCCCUAUA
Messenger RNA from Rattus rattus (black rat), 2045 nucleotides. Its product is annotated as 5'-nucleotidase domain-containing protein 1. Gene Ontology annotation, molecular function: 5'-nucleotidase activity. The record is from RefSeq and is a predicted model, not a curated record. Lineage: Eukaryota; Metazoa; Chordata; Mammalia; Rodentia; Muridae. The transcript has 6 exons. Bases 82 to 804 code for a protein of 240 amino acids.